AAAGACUUUUGAUGCCCUCUCUCUCUCCAAGGGAGAAAGUUUAGAGACACAUAUUUUAAAACACAUCUAUAAAAAAAUAUAUAUUUUUAUUGAAAUUUUACUUAUAGAGACAGAAGUAGCAACAGCGCACUAUUUGACUCAUACCCACCAAAGUUCUGUAUUGUAAUGUUGCCUUAUUCAGAGUCUAGGGGGGUCUGGUUGAAUGCUUUGGAAGCUUGGAGCUGGAGUCAUACAAACAUUCUACUGGUUGAGGAUAUCCUGUAAGGACUCAAGUAUCUCACUGUUUGGAUGAGGUGGAAUGGAUGGAAGUCUCCAAUGUGAAACUGUGAUCAGUUGUCUUCACACAACAUCUACUGGGAGUGCUUAGUACUGAAUUUCUGAAGAAAAACAUUUCUGGGUGAUUUUGGAACACUGUAACUGCAAGGCUUCACAGGACUUUAGUUUUACUCAAGUGGAUGAGGCAGUUCUGCUGAUUGCCAUAUCUUUUGGAGUAUGGUUUUGGAUUAUGCACUUUUGGAUUUAAAUUUUUUGGGACGUGAAUAAUGUAUAAACCAACAAUCAAAAUGCUGAAAUGUAACGUUUUUUGUUUAACACUUUGUGUGGCAUCAGGGAUUCUCUUGUGUGUAGCCGCCGCCGAGGAGCAGAAAUGUAGCAUAAACGUAACCGAGGCCAACAGCAGUAUGGAAUCUAUAACGUUAAGACUGACUACCGCGGGACAGGACUGUAACUUCACUGUGUUAUCUGUGGACAGUAGCUCUGGAGUAACACACUGUGUGGAGGAGCUGGAGGAAAACAGCACGUUUCAAUGCCAGGUAGUGAGUUUAGAACCUGGAACAUCAUACACCCUGGACAUCAUGUCCACCACAGAUGAACAACGGGCCAAUGUCACCCAGCAGACCAGUCCAUCCACAGUCAGUGGCCUACAGGUAUCAGAGACCUCAGACAGCCUGGGAGUUUCCUGGCAGCCUGGCCCUGGAAGGACUGAGCGCUUCAGGCUACUGCUGACCGACCGAGUGGGUGUGGUGAGGAACCUGACUCUGGAGAGCACCACUAAAAACUAUAUUGUCACCGACCUGGUCCCAGGGCGCGUGUAUAACAUCACCAUGGUGACGGAGGCCGGGGGACGCCAGAGUACCACCUCAAGACAAAUACAGACAGUGCCCUAUGCCGUCUCCAACCUGAAGCUAGAGAACAAUAACACCCAGGACAGUUUGAGGGCAUCAUGGAGUCAACCCCAGGGUGAUGUGGACUCUAUAGUGGUGACUCUGUCCUCGUCUGGAACCACCCCUCUGGAGAAGACCCUGUCAUCUGACACCACAAAGGCCCUCUUCCACCAGCUGACACCCGGACGGACCUAUCAGGUGUCUGUCGCCACCAAGAGCGGAGAGCUCUCCAACCAAUCAACUGCCUCGGCUAACACAGUCCCAGGUAAAGUGUCCCAGCUCUCUAUGGUGGAGCUGGAUGACUCCAACUCUCUGAAGGUGAUGUGGGCUCCCCCUGGUGGAGACUGGGAUAAGUACAGGGUGCUGCUGUUAAAUGGGACCCAGACUCUGGAUAACAGGACCGUGGAGAAAGGGGUGGUGGAGUACACUUUCUCUGGCCUGGGACUGGUCCCUGGGAGGACCUACAGGGCUGGGGUCAUGGUGGAAAGCACUGGGGAGCAAGGCACUGUGGAGUACUGCCACAGAGGAAUGGCUCCUAAGCCCGUCUCAGAGCUCCAUAUCCGCCAUGCUGACGAGACCUCCCUCAGCGCCCUGUGGAGUCACGCCCCCAACUCAGCCAGGGACGGCUACGCCGUGGAGCUCCGCCAUGGCAACGCCACGGUUGCCACGAGAGACCUGACCCGUGACAUGAGGGAGUGCACCUUCAACGUGCUCAUGCCCGGACGCGUGUUCACCAUCACCGUGACAACCAAGAGCGGGGAGCUCAACAGCUCUGUGUCGGUGUUAGGGAGGACAGUACCUAUGGAGGUGAGGCGUGUCCACCUGAGCAACCAGGGCCACGUGGACAGUUUACAGGCCAGCUGGGAACUCCCCCCUGGAGACCUGGACUACUGCAGCCUGGAGCUCCUCCACAACAACCAGGCAGUACAGAACCACACCGUCCCAGCCAACACCACCUCUCUGCAGCUCAGUGACCUCAGGCCUGGUGCCUCCUACAGGCUGGUGGUCAGUACUGUCAGUGGUGGGAUGGUGUCGAAGCCGGCCGUGGCUGAGGGACGCACUGUACCAGCUGCGGUCGGAGAAGUUAUGGUCAGUAACAACGGUCGUCCAGACUUCCUGGGGGUGUCGUGGCAGCCAGCGGUCGGAGAUGUGGACAGUUACCUGGUCCUACUGAAGGACCGCGACAGAACCGUACACAACCUGGUGGUUUCUAAGGCAAGCCCAGAGUGUGUGUUUAACUCCCUCAAGUCAGGGAGGCUGUACACCGUCUCCAUAGCAACCCGCAGCGGCAGCUUCCAGAACAACACGGUGGUGACGGCUCGUACACAACCCUCCAGUGUCCAGAACCCCAACGCCAUCCACUCUGCCAGGGACGACUUCCUGAAAGUCUACUGGCGUCAUGCGGCCGGAGACUUGGACCGUUACGAGGUGGUCAUUAAGUACAACAACACGGUCGUCCAGAACCAGACGGUGGCGCGGUCACAGAACGACUGUGUGUUCAGCUCUCUGGUUCCCGGGAGGCUUUAUACGGUCACUGUCAGCACCUGGAGCGGAGAGUACCAGUCCAGUGUUUCUACUGACGGGAGAACAUUCCCCUCUGCGGUGCGGCGCCUGGCCCUGGGUGACAGUGGUACAGGUGAUCUGGUGGUCACAUGGUCUCCAGCGCUGGGGGAUGUUGAUCACUACGAGGUCCAGAUCCUCUUCAACGACACGCGGGUUUACCCGCCCGUAACCCUGGGCAACGAGGCCCGUGACCACCGCCUGGCCUCGCUCACCCCGGGACGCCUGUACAAGAUCGUGGUGUCCACCUUCAGCGGACCCAACCAGAGACCGCAGUUCAUCGAGGGCAGGACAGUCCCCAGCCAGGUGAGGAACCUCCAUGCCCGGCCAGGGGACCAGGCUGCCAGCCUGAGGGUGUCCUGGACCCCUGGUGAUGGGGACGUGGACAUGUACACUGUGUCCCUAUCCCAAGGAGGACACCUUCUGGAGACCAGACCUGUCCCCAAACACGUCACGGAGCUGGACUUUCAGGGUCUGAUACCAGGACAACUGUAUGGGGUCGAGGUUCAGGCCCUGAGUGGAAUACUGGUCAAUAAUUCUACAACUACUGGACGAACAGUCCCCUCCAGAGUGACAGCGCUCCAGGCAGACAGUGACCACACCACCCACAGUCUAACUGUGACCUGGGAGACUCCAGUGGGAGUGUACGAGGGUUAUAAGAUCCAGCUCCUGGAUGAUGGACGUGACUUAGUGUCUAAUAUUUCCAUGCCCCAGGGCUCCACCAGGCACCUCUUCGACCAGCUCACCCCUGGGAAGUGGUACCGAGUUCGGGUCGUAUCCGUCAGUGGAGGGAUCUAUGGCAAGGAGGCCGUGGCUGAGGGACAAACACGUCCAGCUGCAGUCAACGGUCUGACCGUGAUGACUGCCAACACCAGCGGUCUGAGUUUCAUCUGGCGCCCGUCCGAGGGCUACGUGGACGGUUACGACCUGUUCCUGUAUAACGUUGACGAGACGUUGCGUGGCCGACAGACCGUGGAGGCUGGGACCCAGGCGUGCUCCUUCUCUGGUCUGGUCCCAGGAACGCUGUACAAGAUGGAGGUGGUGAGCAGGAGCAGAGGCAUGAGCAGUGACUCAUCUAUACUAGCACGGACAGUCCCAGCCCCAGUGCGCUCUCUCCACGUCCAGGGUGGUAAGCGUACUGACCGUCUCUCCAUCAGCUGGCUGCCUGGGGCAGGGGAGUGGAGUGGGUACCAAGUGGUCCUGUACGGUGGCCUGGAGGGCUCAACCACCACCCUGGCAGCCCAGGAGCUGGGCAUGGAGCAGAGAGAACACCUGUUCCAGGGACUGGUACCUGGCCGUCUGUACCGAGCUGAGGUGGUCACACACAGUGGAGAGCUGACUAAUGCUGCGUCUGCAAAGGGAAGGACGGCCCCAGAGCCUCCCUCCAUGGUAUCCUUCAGAGACAUCAGUGAUAACAGCUCUGUAGAACUGACCUGGGAAGGUCCCGCCUCUGGUGACUACGACACCUUCGACCUCCAAUGGACUCCCAGAGAUUCCCUGUCAAUCACAGCGGCUCAGCCAACCAGCCGCGUCCUGGGUGGGAUGUUCCCGGGACGACUGUACAACUUCACCAUCCGCACUGUCAGUGGGGGAGGAGCCAAGGGCGGACCUAUCGCCAACAGCCAGCCAAUCCAGAGGAGCCUCAGAACAAACCCAUCCAGACUGCGGAACAUGCAUUGUUUCCCCCAGAGUUCCUCAUCCAUAUCCUGUUCCUGGUCCUUCCCUGACUCCCACUGGGACUCCUAUACCGUGGAGGUGCGUCAGCAGGACAGCUGGGAGCUGGUGUACGCCCUGCGUCUGGCCCGGGAUAGUACCUCACUCAGCCUGGAGAACCUACAGCCUUACAAGAGAUACAACGUGGCUGUCAGAGUGGCCUCCGCUGGACUCAGCAGCCCCGCCGUGGAGGAGAACGUGGUCACCAUGAUCGACCGCCCGCCCCUACCACAAUACGGGUCAAUGAGAGGGCGGUACGCAUCACCCCCUCCACCAUUUUGUUCAAGUUCAACUGCAGCUGGUUCAGUGACGUCAACGGAGCCGUCAGGUUCUUCACUGUCAUCGUGGCUGAGUCCAAUGACAAUGAAGUCCUGCAGACAGAGCAGCUCCACCCUCUACCUUCCUUCCAGGACUACAGAACCAACAGCUCCGUGCGGGCCUACCAGACAGGCUACUUUCCCAGUGGCUGUGCCCAGGAACAGGGAAUGGGAGCUGGGCAGGUGUUUGAGGUCAACCUGGGGGCGGGGCUGGAUCGCCUGGGAGGGCCUUGUGAUUCAGAGGAGGAUCAUGAUAACGAUCAAAACAGUGAUCUCUACCACUUCUGUGAUGGUCCUCUCAAGCCUAAGACUGCCUACAGAAUAAGUGUCCGUGCCUUCACUCAGCUGUUUGAUGAUGACCACAGAGAGUUCCUCCAACCUCUCUACAGGGACACCUUCCUGUCUCCACCCAUCAGGACACAAGCAGAGCCCCUUGGCGGAGUCAUCGAGGGCAUCAGCGCUGGAAUGUUCCUCAUCGGAAUGUUGAUCGCCGUCAUCUCCCUCCUCGUCUACAGGCAGAGAGUCCGUAAAGUGGCAGUACAGGAGAGCCCAGUGGUACGGAUGAGCAUGUGGAAGCAGGGGCCUACAUCAG
Salmo salar (Atlantic salmon) is the source of this 5345-nucleotide messenger RNA. The record is from RefSeq and is a predicted model, not a curated record. NCBI's taxonomy places the organism in Eukaryota, Metazoa, Chordata, Actinopteri, Salmoniformes, Salmonidae.